UGAAUGCCAGUCCGUCCCACUCCUGCUGAGUACAAAUGCAGCUCAGAACAGUUAAGCUUGCAUACCUCAGACACACACACACAGAGGCGUGCUCUUUCACGUCACACACACUCAUCAAUCCAAACCCACAGGGGCACCAGGAAUCAGAGCACAGCGAAGAGAUGCUACCGGCUGGCAGACCCUGACAGCAGCAGCACUCUUCCCAGCAAACUGGUUGAAAACAAUUCACAAAAGAGAUCACAUUGACCUCCAUCUGCAGUUAAAAGAGCACAUGAUUCAAGACCCCUUGAGUGAAAAAGGGAACUUGACUCUGAGCAAGGCAGGAAAAGAAGCGAUUGUAGCCCCACUGCUGCAAGAAUACCCAAGAGACAGAGAGACAAGAUGCUGGCUCAAAUCCUCGAGCAGAUGUGGGUGGAACCUGAGGUGCUGGAAGCCCUCAGCGAGGAGCAAAAGAGGAUUCUCUUUCUGAAGAUGAGAGAAGAACAGGUACGUCGCUGGAAAGUCCUGGAAGAGAAGGAGGAGAGAGAAGGAAGGAACAACAGGAAGACAAGGCCCAAGAAAGCUUCCAGUAAAGAAGUGAGCUGGCUCCUCAGUCGGGAUGGCGAUGUGAGCGUGACUGUAAUCGGAGAGGUGGAUGAAUUUAGGUCCUCCAAAGUUCUGCAGAACCACAUGAACUACAGACUCCUCAGUGGUACAAACUGCAUCCAGACGGAGGACCUGCUGCCAGGAAGUGAUGCCCAGCAGCUCAGCUUCAAAGACGACGCCAAGCUCCCUCUCACAGAUGUUAAUGAGGAUCCAGGUUCACCAAACAACCAAUCAUCUGAGGAGGAGGACUGCAGCGCUGAUGAGGACCCGAAGGAACCUGACGAAGACAGUUACAGUGAAUCAGGUGGCAGCUCAGAGAACGUUAGUGAGCUGAAUCUUGUCUACAGGCCCCAUUUUCAUAGUGAUGGAAAGCCGCUGAUAAAAAGCAAGCAGUCAGACACAGCAAGAGUCCCCCCACAGGACAGAGAAACUCUAUGGCACAGAGAGACAUCACAAAAUGGAGGUCGCGUGGCUCAACUCAGGAAGGCAUUUGCAGACGAUCCCUGCAGCAAACCACCUGCCUGCAGCAAACCGCCCAUACCUGUCAAACCGGCUCAUCUACAGAAAAGAAGCACGGCGCUGGUCCAUUAAAACUCGCCAUGUUUCCACCCUGCUGUACGUCAACACCUGACCCCUGAGGAGGCCAAUCUGACGCAAAUGCUGCAGCUCCUUUGUACUCCAGCGGACCCAAGAUGAGGAUAAAUACACUGCAAAAAGGACGCGUCCUUUUUUUGAACAUUUCCAAGACCUAAUUUAAAAUUUCCACCUGCAGAUGGAGGAGCAUCUGUGGAGGGGAGCGAGACUGUGUACUCAAGUCAGACUUAAUGGGGAAACUAAAACGCUGUGAUGUUGAGUUGAAAUUCAGACUCCCAUACUUUCACAAAGUGUCUGUGAUCUUGAGGCAGACACAGGUGGACACAUCCACAGGAAAGAGACACAAACACAACGCUGCAUGGAAAACCACUGUGGUUUUCCUACUGGAAUGAAGCUGCAGUUAUUGGAAACUGAAAAGAUAAAUCACUCAUAUUCUCCUCCAUGUUCACAUAAUGUAUCUCUGCUCUGGACUUUACUCCGAUUUCUUUUCAGGGGAUCCUGGGGAUCAAAUAAAACAACUGGAUUCGCAGUGAAACAGACUGUUUGUACCUUUAUCCUUAAGGGGAUUUUAGACAAUUUAAUUACAUACUAUCUCCACAUUCACCUGAGAACGCUCCCUUGCACUCAUUCACUGACGAGCACUGACCUGCUCAUCAGCAGCCCUUUGGGAUUUGAUAUAUUGCUCAGGAACUUGUCCAAGUGUUAGAAUAAAACCACUGAGCUGUUUCUGGACAGCAACAACUU
Molecule: messenger RNA, 1923 nt
Organism: Girardinichthys multiradiatus
Lineage: Eukaryota; Metazoa; Chordata; Actinopteri; Cyprinodontiformes; Goodeidae
Exons: 6
Coding region: 382-1176 (264 amino acids)
Cellular component (GO): cytoplasm
Source: RefSeq, a predicted model, not a curated record